Molecule: messenger RNA, 3591 nt
Organism: Cyanistes caeruleus (blue tit)
Lineage: Eukaryota; Metazoa; Chordata; Aves; Passeriformes; Paridae
Biological process (GO): nucleus-vacuole junction assembly
Molecular function (GO): protein binding; protein-membrane adaptor activity
Source: RefSeq, a predicted model, not a curated record
UUUUUUUUUUUUUUUAAUCUUCCUCACUCCAAUUGGUAGCUGCAGCUUGCACACAUGCAGACAAGGUGGUGCCUACCUUUCAUGUGGAAAGCUGCCUUACAAAAACAUCUGAGGUUGCAUUUCCCAUUAUCCCAGUUUUUCUAGCCUCAUACAGACUUUGGUAGAUGCUCCAUGACCUAAACUCCAUUUGCUCUCCAUGAAAUCUGUUUAUGUUGUUAUCUUAUUUUUCUUCAAGCAAAAGAAAGGUGUGUCUCCAGUGCAAUCAUUUUAAAUAAUAAUUUAUGAACUCUAGGAGAUCUGCAGAAACCAGCCUUGUGAAAUGUACUUUUUUGGACACAGAAGUCUAUCUGUCUAACAGCAUCUGCACAUGAUGUGGUGUUAAUAUCUGUAAGACAGAACAAACAGCUAGGAGACAAGCUAAAGCUGCAAAAAGCAGACAAUUUGAGAAGAAACUUUUGUUUCCAUCUCCUUCCUUUUCUUCUUGCUUUCUGCUGCUGUUGGAACAAGAAUGGGUCAGCUAUGUGGACGAUGCAUGCAGCUCCUGCGGGACUUCAUAGGCUUUGUUCAGAGGAUGUCCUCUGACUUGGUGCAAAGCAUCAAGGAAUGCUUAACUCUGAUAAGCAAAUGCUCCUGCUUAAAACAAAACAGCUCUAAAAGCAGACAGCUGUACAAGCCCAUCCUACAGCCUCAUGAGAGAGUGACAGCACAGGAGUUUCUGCAGCAUAUUGAAACAGAUUUUGAAAUGUCUCCACUUGGAAAGGACCCUCUGGAAGCCUUGAGGACCUUAUCCUUUUCAGAAAAUCCAGGUUUACAGCAGUCGGCUGCCCUCUAUUACUUGCAUAUGAGUCAGCACAUGAACAUCCCCCUGCCUGUGGAGCAUCUGGAACCCUUCUAUGCCUUACUACGUUCUGCUGACCUGGAGGUGCAGCAGAUGUCUUCCUUGUCUCUUGUCAACUUCUUGCUGGAAGGAAAUAUUGACAAAGAAUUAGUUGUCCAAAUGGGUUUACUUGAGCCAAUUCUGGAUCUGCUUGAGUCAGAGGAUCCCACUGUCCAGUGUAAUUCCUGUGCCUGCAUCAUGACUUUGGCUGUUUCAGGGUCCAACCGAGAAGCUAUUGGUGCUGCCAGAGGAGUUACACCCCUGCUGUCCCUUGCCAAGUCCUAUGAUCCCAGAGUCCAACAAAAUGCAGUUGGUGCUAUUCUGAACCUCACACAAUCAGAGAAAAUCCAACAAGUCCUAUGCAAGGAGGGAGCCCUACCAGUUCUUGCCGUGCUGCUGGAAUCUCCUGACUCAGAAGUCCAGUAUUACAGUUGUGCUGCCCUGAGCAAUGUGGCAGCCAAUGUUCAGCACCACAAAGCCUUGCUGAGACCCAGUGACAGAUUCCUGCUGCGGACCCUGAUCUCUCUCCUCUCCUCUUCUGUGGACAAGGUUUCAAGCCAGGCAUGUGUUUGCCUAAGAAAUUUGGCUAUCAGUGCGGACAUCCAGGCUGAGAUGGUUGCUGAGAAUGUACUGCCCAAGCUGUGCUCUCUCCUGGCCUCUGGCAGCGAGGAUGUGCGUCGUGCCUCCAUUGCUCUGCUCUGGAUACUCUCCCAGCACCCACCCAACCAGGAUACUUUGGCAUGUGCUGAGCUACUGCAGAGCCUGGGGACAUUACUGGCAGCACAUAAAACAGACCCUGUGAUUGUUGGACAUACUGCUUGCAUCAUCAAAAACCUGAGCCUUUCCAAAAACAGACAGAGAAUCACUGAGAGCCGCUGUGUCGAAGGUCUCCUUCAGACCAUGCUUUUGACCGACACUCAGGAAGACUCCCUUCAUUAUGUGACAUCCUGCCUUGCUGAGCUGGCAAAGCAAGAAGGAGCCAUGUUACACAUGGUCCAGUGGAUGGAUGAACCUCUGACAAAGUGCUUGGUGAGACUGGCUGGCCAGCUAGAACAUCCAGAGCCAUCCUUCCAUGCUGCCUCCAUCAUCCUGCACAUAAGCGGUCAUGAAAAAAUUAUGCUUUUGUGGAAGCACCACAUUAGAGAGAUUCAAGCCUACCUCAGGAAUUUUCUUACCCACCGGGAAGUCCGUUUUCAGCAGCUGGGCAUCUCCACAUUCUGCAGACUACGAGCAGAUCCAGACUUUUCAUUAGCAUUCAGAAAAAGCCAAAUGGCCAGACUCCUUGAACAAGUCCGUCAACAAACAGAAGAAACUCAAGAGCUCCUCAGGGCAGCUAUGUACCAUGAAGACUGUUAAUAUUUAAGCCAAAUGCCUUAUGAAAACUUACCAGAUCCAAGGGCCUGAACUUUCAGAGGAAACAACUCUUUUCAUUGGUUCCUGUAAUUUUCCUUCUACUUGCAGUUUCGUCAUACAGGAGACAUGUCCCGAUAACAAGAAUUGGAGCAGGUGAAAACACAAUUCCUUGGACCCUUUGUCCUUGGACCCUUAAGUGUGCUUGAGGACAUGGCUACAUGUCAAAAAACACCAGCUAUGCUUCGUUAACCUUCCAUGGUUUUUGGUUUCCUCACCCUCCCUUCAGAAAAAUCAGCACUGUAUUAAUGAGGUUUUAUUCAUGCAACAGGCUAAUUCCACUGAUGAGGCAUCUCCCAAGUAUGCAGGUGACUCUGCAUUCAUCUUUAUUCUGUUUCUGUUCCAUGUCCUGUAUUUCAGAGCAGACUCCAAGGACUUUAGAAAGUAACUGAAUCAGCCCACACUAUAAAGGUAGAAAAGCCAUGAACAGGUUACUAUAGAAAGUUACUGCUGAGGGACACUUCAGAAAGUGCAAGAAAUUUGUAAGAAACAAGGAUGGGUGAAGCCUUACGGUUGAUCCUUGUCCACACUAUAGGCAUUACCCUCCAACAGAAGAGCAAAGGAACGUUAAGGCAAGGAAAUGUUGCACAGAGCAAGUACAGAACACAGCAGGAACCACAAAUGAUUUGGGUGAGAUGUGUUUAAGUACAGAACUGUGUUCUGCAAAUGUUAAAUUAUUUCCAAAGCUACUUGCAACAAGGAAAGAGUGAAAAUGUUUGGCAAAAUUAGGAAUUUUUGUUGUAUUUUGAUAUUGAUGCUUCAUUUUAAAUGGAGUUAAAGAACAAUAAAGAGGUAGUCAUGUGUUUAAGUUCAACUCAUUUUCUUACAUAUAUACUUCCCAUGGGCAGGCAGAUGUUCAGCCAUCUCCAGGAAAGCUGGGUUCCAUCAUGUGUAAUGGUUACUUGGGAAGACACACACUGUAACUUCAAACAACCCCCCUUUCCUCUUCCUUCCCCUGGUUUUAUAUGCCCAGCAUGACAAUGUAAGGUAUGGAAUGUUGCUGUGGUCACCUGCCCCCAGCUGUCCCCUCAUAAUUUCUUUUGCAACCCCAGGCAGGUGGAGUGGUGUGAGAAGCAGACUCUGUGCAAGCACUGCUGAGUGGUAACUAAAACAUCCCUGUGUUACCAACCUUGUGUUCAGCACAAAACCAAACACAGCCCCCUCUGAGCUACUGUGAAGAAUAUUAACUCUACCCAGGCAAAAGCAGGAGGUACUUCUGACCAUCUCAUAACUCUUAUGUGCAUGUAGAGCUUUAGAGCUGAUACUAGUCAAAAACAUGGAAUAAAAGUGAGAUUAGAAAAAUA